AUGGAUAAUGAUUUAUGGGGAAUGAUAGCCCUAAGGGAGAGCGUAGAAGAAUUGGGUUACAACAUGUUAGAUAAGUUUAAGUAUUUUAUAGUGACAGAUACUCACCAUUUAAUUGAAGUUGUUAUUGAUAGUGAUUGUUGGAAAAUUUGUAAUGGCUCUGUAGUUCCUAAGAAAAUUGAGGUUUGGGUUGUACCAGCAAAUUCUGAGGGUGAUGGUGCAGGUGAGGGUGAAGGGGAAGCUGCAGAAUUUGAAGAAAAGGGUGAUGAUGAAGAGUUGGAAUUGUAUGACUAUAGUGAUGCUGAGUUGAAUGAAAAUGAGGAAGAUGACAAAGAGUAUGAAGGUAAUGUUGAUCCAAAUGUAGAGUAUAAUGGGGUUGGAGUUAGUAAUACACGUGAUUCAAAAGAUUCUAGUGCAAAUAUAGAUUGUGUGGGGCUAAAUAUGUCUGAUGAAGAGAGUGGAAAGGAGACUGAUGAUGAAGAGAGAACUAAAUGGCCAGUGUUUAAGUCAAAUACUGAGAUGAAGUCUAUUAAAUUUGAAUGUGGAUUAACAUUUGCUUCUAAAAAAGAAUUUAAGGAUGCAGUCCUCAACUACGUGUAUAGUAAUGGCAAGGAAUUACAGUUCACUAAGAAUGACAAAGAAAGAAUGUAUGUUAGAUGUAGACAAGCUGGUUGCCCUUUCAAAAUCAAUAUGUGGAGAGUAAAAAAUGCAAUGUCUUGGAGAAUUACAACUUUCUAUGAAGAGCAUGAGGGGUGUGGCUGGGUAUACAAAAAUAAAAUGGUUAAGUUUAGUAGAGUUGCAAAUAGAUGGAAGAAAGAAGUAAUGCACCAUAUGAGUUGGACAUCAACUGAGUUUAGAGAUAAGGUUAAGGCUGAUGAGGGCUUUGAGUUAAGCAACAAGCAAGCAUAUAGGGCAAUUACAAAAGCCAAAGAAUCAAUUGAAGGGGAGGCUUUAGAUUUCUUCAAAAAGAUUUGGGACUAUCGCUUAGAGAUUCUGAAAACUAAUCCAAUGACCAAAUGCAUAGUCAAGCUCAGUGAUUUAGAAUAUGAAGGAAAAAAGAGAUUUCUUCGGAUGUAUUUGUGUUGCGAUGCUUGCAAGGAGGGUUAUAAGUUUUGUAGACCCAUCAUUGGGGUUGAUGGAUGUCACUUAAAACACAAGUUUGGAGGGGUACUAUUAACAACAGUGGGAGUUGAUGGAAAUGAUAGCAUCUUCCCAUUAGCAUAUGCCAUUGUUGAAGGAGAAAACAAGAAGUCUUGGACAUGGUUCUUGGAGUUGCUUAAAAAUGACUUGGUGAUAACUGAGGAAGCACAACACAAGUUGACAUUCAUCUGA
Molecule: messenger RNA, 1329 nt
Organism: Ipomoea triloba (trilobed morning glory)
Lineage: Eukaryota; Viridiplantae; Streptophyta; Magnoliopsida; Solanales; Convolvulaceae
Exons: 1
Coding region: 1-1329 (442 amino acids)
Source: RefSeq, a predicted model, not a curated record